Lottia gigantea (owl limpet) is the source of this 702-nucleotide messenger RNA. RefSeq lists its product as hypothetical. The transcript is spliced from 6 exons. NCBI's taxonomy places the organism in Eukaryota, Metazoa, Mollusca, Gastropoda, Lottiidae. Gene Ontology annotation, molecular function: protein tyrosine phosphatase activity. The record is from RefSeq and is a predicted model, not a curated record. Gene Ontology annotation, biological process: protein dephosphorylation. Bases 1 to 702 code for a protein of 233 amino acids.
AUGCACUUUCAGAAACGAUGUACUCAGACCGGACUUGUAUUUUUGCUUCCAGAUGACCACUCAAGAGUUGUUUUGGAGAAUACUCCAGAGAAUCCCUAUUUAGAUUAUAUUAAUGCCAACUAUUUAGACGGUUACAAUCAUAAGAAGAAAUAUAUAGCUUCGCAAGGUCCAACAACCCAUAUGAUAAAUGAUUUUGUUAGAAUGAUUAUGGAGAAGAAAUGUGAUAAAGUUAUUAUGGUGACUAAAGAUUUUGAAAUGGGAAAGAUGAAAUGUUUGAUAUACUGGCCUGAUGAUAAACCAAUAACUAAAGGUGAUAUCACAUUGACGCUGAAGAAUCAGAAAAUAAGAGCUAACUAUACCAUAAGAACCAUUUUAAUGACAAAGGUAUCUAUUAAUUUGCAGGGAGAUUCAAGUCACACGUUUACUCAGUUCCAUUAUGAGGCUUGGCCAGAUCAUGAUGUUCCUGAUGUCCACGACAUGUUGGAUUUUUUAUAUGAAGUUAACAGGCAUCAACCACAAUCAACCGCUCCUCAAGUGGUACACUGCAGUGCUGGUGUAGGUAGGACAGGUACCUAUAUAGCUGUAGAUUAUUGUUUAGAACAAUAUAAAGACAUUGGCUCUGUAGAUAUUAUGAUAUGUAUCAAGAAGCUCAGAAACCAAAGAAGAGGAAUGGUUCAAACAGUUGUAAGAUCGUCGUUUUGA